AUUUCCCAGAAUGCACUGUUUCCACUUAGUCCGCCAUAUUGCCUUGGUCCAAACGCGCCGCUGGAUCUGCUCGUCUCACAACUGAAAAUAGACAGAGAUGACCCAGACGGUGCAGACCAACGGGGUCCAGCCCCUCAGUAAAACCUGGGAGCUGAGCCUCUACGAGCUGCAGAGAACUCCACAGGAGGCCAUCACAGACGGGCUGGAGAUCGCCGUGUCCCCUCGCUCUCUCCACAGUGAGCUCAUGUGUCCCAUCUGCCUGGACAUGCUCAAGAACACCAUGACCACCAAAGAAUGUCUGCACCGUUUCUGCGCCGACUGCAUCAUCACAGCGCUGCGUUCUGGAAACAAAGAGUGUCCAACCUGUCGUAAAAAGCUGGUGUCAAAGCGGUCGCUGCGCCCAGAUCCAAACUUUGACGCUCUCAUCAGUAAGAUCUAUCCAAGCCGCGAUGAGUACGAGGCACACCAGGAGAGGGUCUUGGCCCGCAUCAGCAAACACAACAACCAGCAGGCCCUGUCCCACAGCAUAGAGGAGGGGCUCAAGAUUCAGGCUAUGACCAGACUGCAGCGUGGGAAGAGACAUACGGUGGAGAACGGCAGUGGAGCAGAGGACAACGGAGACUCCUCCCACUGUAGCAACGCAUCUGUCCACAGCAACCAGGAAGCGGGUCCCAGUAUUAAGCGCACAAAGACGAGUGACGACAGUGGUCUGGACAUGGACAACGCGGCAGAGAAUGGAGGAGCAGACUCGGCCAUGGAUGGAGGAGCCAGUGAGAUCGAGCUGGUGUUCAGGCCCCACCCCACCCUCAUGGAGAAGGACGACGCUCACAACAGUGUGGAGUUUGUGCCUCGCUACAUAAAGACAUCGGGGAACGCUACAGUGGACCACUUGUCCAAGUACCUGGCCGUGCGCCUGGCCCUGGAGGAGCUCAGGAGAAACUCUGAGGCUAGUCCUGUGAACGUGGAGGCAGCGUCAGAGAAGCAGUACACCAUCUACAUCCCCACAGCAGGAAACCAGUUCACCGUCCUCAACGGCUCCUUCUCUCUGGAGCUGGUCAGUGAAAAGUACUGGAAGGUCAACAAGCCUAUGGAGCUCUACUUCGCCCCCACCAAAGAACACAAGUAGACCCCCUCCUCUCCCCUUCUGAGGAACUCCCUACCACUCCCACACUCUGACGACCGAUUAUUAAUGGGGCAGGGCAGACUGGAACGCUCGCGCACACACACACACCGCAGCCAAGCCCGCGUGUGUGUCUGAGGGAGAGGGGUGAACUUUGACCCCUCCAUGGACUUCUGUAAAAAAAAAAAAGACAAACUGUUUUAUAUCCUGUAUACGUGUCUCUUCUUGGGUGUUUCUGUCUGUAGGAGGUAGCAGAUCAGUUCAGCAAAUCGUCUCCCAAGUCUGUGCAAACGCAUCGGACGGACAGCAGGGGGCCUCAUUCGCCAAGAUGCACUAAGGUUUAAAUGCGUUACAAGUCGACUGGUAUUUUUAUUUGGAAGUCUUGUUUCUAUUGAUACUUUGCAGCGACAUCACGCUGGGGGUGUUGUACAUGUAUCCUUAUGAUGGACUGUUCAGCAGUUACCAUGCCAACACAAUGCACACAUUAGCAAAUACUGUCAAAACGUUUGAAACUGAAGACAAAAUACACGAUGGAUUAAACAACACAUUUUCAGGAACCUGUGAUCAAGUGUUCAUGGUCCUGCUUUGGUGUUUGAUUUUCAACAAAAAGGUGAGGAUGUCUAGGUAACUGUUGACUGUUAUUUUAUGUGAGACUUGUUUAACAGCACAAAUCCUGUUGUAGUUCUUUCUGGUCAGAUUGUGGUAAAGCAAAGCUCAGAUUAAAGACUAACUUGAGUAACCGAGUUUCAGACAGUAGAGCUUUGAGUUGGCUUCACACCCCCCGGGGAAUGUUAAUGACAUCAGCUGCAAAGUAUCAGUUAGUUUUAAUAUGAAAUGCAGUGGAAGCAGAUGAGAAACUGAAACUUUAUAUUUUCAUCAAAUUUCUAAGCUCCAAGAAAAAGAUGAACCAUGUUACUUUUUUGGUGGAGGUUCAGCCACCUGCUGGUCUGUUUUUGCUUUGUCUAGAAUGUUCUACACUUCUAAACUUGUGUAUCUCCAUGGAGACAAGCGCUUGAUUCAGGCAGGCCAAGUUACAGGUCAGAUCGGUGGAGAGGCGAGCCUACAGCUGAGUGUUUUUUAGUCAAUGAAACACUUGUAAUUGAGUAAAUACAAGAUGGCAAGUUUAACUGAUUUAAGUGUGGAAAAUUCUAGACGAAAAUCUCCGUGGAGAUAAGCAAGUGGCAACGAUUCCACCUGAAAAGUUACAUAGUGCACCUUUUAAAUUGCACCUUUAAAGUUUUACAAGUUAAUUAUGCGAGGACUUCCAAGUUUGCUGUCUGUAGUGCUGCCGGUUUUGGUAUUUUUAUUAAUACCACAAAAAUGUAAAGUUACAGAACCCAGCUCAACUAGAAUGAUGCCAGGUAUACCAGCUUUUCUAUAGAACAGGGUGCAUAAUUUGUACAUAAAACAUCAAUCCAAGAAGUAUUCUGAUGCAAAAAUGCCUGUAUAAAGGUUUAUCAUUCAGUCAGAUAUAGGCAUGUUUUUUUCCCUUUGUGGCAAAACAAAUAAAAUAUGAAUUUGUAAUAUUUUUUUCAGAUAGGCAGCUUAAUUAAAAUAUUAGGGUUUUUUCAUUUAACUUCACAGUGUAAAUCUUUGGAUGUGAUAUGGUAUUGAGGCCUUAUUUUCAGUGUAGGCAUUUCUUCCUUUGUUCUUGGUGAAUGACGUCCCUAUGUCACGAUGCUAUGUAAAAAUCCUCGUUUGUAUCACUACGGGCCUCUUUAGACUGUGCAGCUUUGGGGUACAUGUAUUUUUGAAGUCAUCAGUACUUUCCUUUUGGUUGAAAAUGAAAACUGUGAUAUAAAGUGGUUAGAUACCAGAGCAUUGGACAAAGUUGUGCUCCGAAUUAUUCAGAUGCUCCCAUAAACCAUUUUUAUCUAA
Periophthalmus magnuspinnatus is the source of this 2998-nucleotide messenger RNA. RefSeq names its product ring finger protein 2 (gene rnf2). NCBI's taxonomy places the organism in Eukaryota, Metazoa, Chordata, Actinopteri, Gobiiformes, Gobiidae. The coding region runs from base 98 to 1126 and encodes 342 amino acids. The record is from RefSeq and is a predicted model, not a curated record. Gene Ontology annotation, molecular function: ubiquitin protein ligase activity; chromatin binding. Gene Ontology annotation, cellular component: PcG protein complex; ubiquitin ligase complex. The transcript is spliced from 9 exons.